Molecule: messenger RNA, 4764 nt
Organism: Suillus paluster
Lineage: Eukaryota; Fungi; Basidiomycota; Agaricomycetes; Boletales; Suillaceae
Exons: 34
Coding region: 1-4764 (1587 amino acids)
Biological process (GO): transmembrane transport
Cellular component (GO): fungal-type vacuole; membrane
Molecular function (GO): ABC-type peptide transporter activity; ATP binding; ATP hydrolysis activity
Source: RefSeq, a predicted model, not a curated record
AUGAUUCCAGCAUAUGUUGCCGCUGCAUCUGCCCUUCUUCUCUUGUUGCAUUUAAUAACGCUAUCCAAGCCAGUCAAAAAGCUUUGGUCGCAUUUCAGGCCCCUUAAGACCGAGGAAGAACCCAGCAUUUUCUUCGACGAACCUACUAUAGCUGAUGGCUUUUUCUCUGAGGCUAAAGUAUUUAUUUCUCAACACGGUGGUUUGGUCAUUUUUGCAUACAAAUUUGCAAGAUUCAUUGGUUGUCUUGUGUUUUUGGGAUUGUCGUUGGCUACUUUCAUAUUAGAUGAACGUGAGGAGCACGCAACAGAAGCUAACGAGUUGCUUGGACGAAAGCAUCGCAAAGCCCGUCAUCCCGAUGGCUACAUUCCGUUUUCUCGCACUGAGUGGUUGCAAUUCGUCCUGUGCAUGACUGCUGUUAGUAAUUUGUGGCUCUCUGUUCGAUAUUCGCUCACGCUCUCUAGGCUUAUGCAUCCAUUCUCGGGCUUGUUUCAGUCACUACCAAACCCCGAUGGAGCAGGCUGGUGUCCACUCACCUGGCUACUCUUCUACCUUGCAGUCUUUGCGGUGUUUGCGUACCGGGAUCUGUGGCCUCUUCUUACAUUUAAUAAACAACCCAAAGACAUCAAGGAAGGGGGCUUGUUGUGGGCAAAAGUAGUUGUCCUUUUUUUGUCAAGCAUCGUAUUCCCUCUCGUGAGCCCGAGACAAUAUAUUCCAGUAGACCCUGCAAACCCUACUGAGAACCCUCAUCCCGAGCAAACUUCUUCUUGGCUGUCUAUGCCGCUGUAUACCUGGCUGGACCCUAUUGUCUUCAAGGCAUAUCGAGUUCCGCACUUGUCCCAUGAAGAACUUCCUCCGCUGGCCGACUAUGAUCAUUCUAGAAAUCUCAAAAAGAAGAGCUUCCCCCACAUUGACCCUUUCUCUGGCAAUCGGAGACGACAUAUCUUCUUCGGGCUUAUGAGAAUUUAUCGUGUUGAAUACACAAUUCUGUCUCUUAUGGUCGUUCUUCAGGUGCUGGCAAAACUAGCCGCCCCGGUUGGAAUUAAUCAAAUUCUGCUUUAUAUCGAAACGAAAGGCGAGGGUGCCGUGGUCCGUCCAUGGGUCUGGAUAUCUUGGCUGUUCUUUGGACCACUUGUCGGAUCCAUCGCAUGGCAAUGGUAUCUUUAUAUUGGGACACAUACACUCAUACGCAUAGAGGCUAUUCUCACACAACUGAUCUUCGAGCACGCGCUCCGAAUCCGAAUGAAGGCUGAGCUCCCUGAUGACGGCAAGACAUCUGGGGAGUCUACAGCACCAUCUACACCAGAUACCGCAUCUGUAGCUGGUUCUAGCACUGCCGCUGCGGACGAAAGCACGGAUGGCAGUGUCGAUGAGACGCUGCAGGCAAAUUCCGAGACCAUAUCGACAUCUUCCACGAAAAAAGGCAAGCAAAAGUCUCAGGAAGAACCGGAAAGUUCGUCCAAAACGCAUUCGAGCGCUGACAACCUUGUUGGGAAAAUCAACAAUCUUGUUACGACUGACUUGAGCAAUCUUAACGAUGGACGAGAUUUCCUCAUAGCCGGCAAGUCACAGGGAUCUCUAGCGGACAUGUGCUCUCUAACGCAUGUUUUCACAGUGCUGUACAUGCCACUGCAAGUAGGCAUGUGCAUCUGGUUGUUGUACGAAAUUCUUGGCUGGAGUGCCUUUGUCGGCCUGGGUGUUAUGCUCAUCUUGUUCCCUCUGCCUGGGUACGUUUCCCGGAAGAUUCAAAACGUGCAGACGGAGAAAAUGAAGAAGACGGAUGCCCGGGUCCAAACCGUUACCGAAACUAUGAAUGUUCUGCGCAUGAUCAAGCUUUUCGGAUGGGAAGAGAAAAUAGACAAGAGGAUCAGCGAGAAACGAGAAGUAGAACUUGUCUGGACAUGGAAGACGAAGAUAUUAGAACUGCUAAACAACAUCUUGAACUUCGUGAUUCCCCUGUUUACUAUGAUGGCUUGUUACUCGACCUUCACUCUCAUUAUGGGACAAAACCUAACUGCUUCAAAGGUUUUUUCGUCGAUGUCAAUCUUUGACAUCCUAAGAGACCAGCUCAGCACUGUAUUCUUCACCAUUCCAAGAAUUACCCAAGGCAAAGUUUCGAUGGACCGUAUCAACAGUUUCCUGAAUGAGACAGAAUUAUUGGAUGCCUACGCACAGCAGGAUGAGGACAGAGCCCAGCUCUUUGUCCAGCCAGAGGAUGAAUCUGACCUCAUUGGCUUCAGAGAUGCUGUCUUUGCCUGGUCCAAUGAAUCCGGCGGGUCGCUGACACCGUCGAAGCGCAAGUUCAGGCUUCGCAUCGAUGGCGAGGUGUACUUCCAACGCGGUGGUAUCAACCUUGUCGUCGGACCGACAGGUUCUGGGAAGACGUCAGUGCUUAUGGCUUUGCUUGGCGAGAUGCACUUCAUGCCCUCUGGUCCAACGUCUUGGUUCAACCUUCCUCGCAAAGGCGGUGUAGCCUAUGCCGCGCAAGAGUCCUGGGUUCAGAAUGAGACCAUUCGGGACAACAUUCUUUUCGGCGCACCCUACGACGAGAUUCGAUACAAGAAUGUCUUACAUCAGUGUGCUCUGGAGCGUGACCUUACUCUGUUCGAAGCGGGUGACAAAACAGAAGUCGGAGAAAAGGGUCUUACGCUAAGUGGCGGUCAGAAGGCACGAAUUACCCUGGCAAGAGCUAUAUAUUCUUCGGCACAAACGCUGCUGCUCGACGAUGUUUUGGCCGCUCUAGAUGUCCACACGUCCAAGUGGAUUGUAGACAAGUGUUUUGCUGGAGAUCUUGUCAGAGAUCGAACAGUCAUCCUUGUGUAUAGACUCAUAAUGUUGCUAUGGCGAGCUCUGUGGCGCACUUCGUUGUGUCUCUGGGUUCCAACGGACGCAUUGUCAGCCAGGGAUCGAUAUCCGAAGCCAUUGCGAAGGACCACAAUGUUUGCAGCGGAAAUGGCAAAAGAGCAAGAAGUCCUUGCUAAAGAGGCCGAGGUCGUCGACAACCCAGAAGAACCAAAAGCCGAUGCAAAGAAGUCCGACGGCAAGUUGGUGAUGUCUGAGGAAAUUGCAGAGGGUCAUGUUUCCUGGCCAGCUUUCAAGCUCUACCUGGCCGGCUUGGGGGGGAACUAUCCGAUGACGUUCUGGAUCGUGUUCUUGGUUUUGGUGUCGUUGUCGGACUUGGCCAACGUUGUGCAAACUUGGUAUCUUGGGUACUGGGCUUCUCAAUACGAAGAUUGUCUACCCUCAAAGGUCAAUGUUGUAUUCUAUCUCUCUGAAUACGCCUUGAUAAUGGUCGCUGGCUGUAUCGUGUAUGCGAUUGCGUAUUACAUGUACUAUUGGGGUUCAAUGCGGGCGUCACGAACCAUCCACAAGAAACUUGUCCAAUCUGUACUCGGCACAACGCUAAGAUGGCUAGACACGACACCUACAUCUCGAGUCAUCACCCGGUGCACACAGGACAUAAGAGCCAUUGAUGGUCCGUUUGCACAAGGAAUUGGUUGGGUCGUUGAACUUUCAAUAGCAAUGGUCGUGAAACUCGGAGCCAUCGUGUUCAUGACUCCUGUCUUCUUGGCGCCUGGUCUCUUUAUUGGCUUGCUAGGCGGAUGGGUCGGUCGCAUCUACAUGAAAGCUCAAUUAUCAGUCAAGCGAGAGAUGAGCAACGCGAAAGCACCGGUCCUUGGUCACUUCGGAGCUGCCAUCGCCGGACUUAGUGAGCGAUCCACGGAAUUGUAUGAUAUGCGAGAUGUCUCAUUCAUUCCACCUCCAGCAUCGAUUCGUGCGUAUGGCGCAGAGGAUGCAUUCAAACAAGAAUCUCUCGACCGCAUCGACCGUUACAGCAAAUCAGGGCGCAUAUUCUAUAACUUGAAUCGUUGGGUUUGUAUCCGUAUUGAUGCUAUCGGCGCUGCAUUCUCGGCUGGCCUUGCCGCUUAUCUUGUCUAUGGCCAUGGAAUACAGGAGGCGUCGAAUAUUGGGUUCUCUCUGAACAUGGCAGUCGGUUUCAGUUCAAUGAUCCUUUGGUGGGUUCGUAUUCUCAACGAUGUGGAAGUCAGCGGCAACAGUUUGGAGCGGAUCGAUAGUUAUAUCAAGAUUGAACAAGAGCCUAAGCCUACCACAAACGGCCACCCGCCUGCGUACUGGCCUGCAAGCGGUGAUCUCCGCGUAGAAAACCUGUCGGCCCGCUACUCAUCGGAUGGGCCAAAAGUUUUGCAGGAGCUGUCUUUCCACAUCAAAUCAGGCGAACGCGUGGGUGUCGUUGGGCGAACUGGAAGCGGAAAGAGUUCCUUGACGCUUUCGCUCCUUCGCUGCAUUUUCACAGAAGGCAAUGUUUACUAUGAUGGUAUUCCGACAAGCGCGAUCAAUUUGGACGCCCUGCGGUCCAAUGUGACCAUCAUACCUCAGAUCCCCGAGCUCCUGAGCGGAACCCUCCGUCAGAACCUGGAUCUCUUCGAUCAGCACGAUGAUGCGGUGCUUUACGAUGCUUUGCGAGCUGCCGGACUUUUCUCCGUCCAAGACGAGUCCGAGGAAGCGAGGCUGACGCUAGACAGUGCCAUCGCAAGUGGAGGAGGCAAUCUAUCAGUUGGUCAACGCCAGAUUUUAGCUCUGGCUAGAGCUAUGGUCAGAGGAAGCAAACUGCUUAUACUGGAUGAGGCAACUUCCGCUAUUGAUUAUAAAACCGAUUCAGCCAUCCAAUCUUCUCUCCGCAAUGAGCUGCGCGACGUGACCCAGAUUAUCGUUGCACAUCGGCUGCAGACGAUCAUUGAUGCCUGA